Molecule: messenger RNA, 5841 nt
Organism: Schistocerca americana (American grasshopper)
Lineage: Eukaryota; Metazoa; Arthropoda; Insecta; Orthoptera; Acrididae
Exons: 4
Coding region: 207-3920 (1237 amino acids)
Molecular function (GO): protein binding
Source: RefSeq, a predicted model, not a curated record
GGCCGCCGGCCUACGGUGCGCGCACCGCGUGUGUGUCUGUCUGUGUCGUUCGCCACAGCUUACUAGCGGUGCCUGUAUUCACCCAAGACUCCUGCGACAGCUCGUCAUCUGUUUCCGACUCAGUACGACCGACCUGGAAGUGACGAAAGGAAGUGGGUAGCAGCCGCGGCAGGAACCCGCUGAACACGAGAUCGCUGAGGUUCAAGAUGAGGGGCGCCAUGAGCUCCUCGUGCACGCUACUCCUGCUGCUGGUGCUGCCGCUGUCGGAGGGAGCACCGGCGGCGCCAGGCCUCUGCAGUCCCGGCUGCCUCUGUUACCGCCUGCCCGAGGGCGGACGAGCCGCCAACUGCUCCCGCUUCGAGACUGCCCGCGGGAAGCACACCGAGCUGCCCACUGACCUGCGUUCGCUCCGCGUCCUUCCCAACGCUCCGGGACUGGCAUCUUUCCUUGAGGAACGCCUCGCGCAUCACGCUCGCCACCUCGAAGAACUGUACCUCACUGAUAAUGAGGUAGUCGGGCCGCGGCUGCGGUCGUUACGUGUACUACACAAGCUGCGUGUGCUGGACUUGUCUUUCUGCGAGUUGUCGAACACCGACCAGGUAGCUUCUCUGGUGAAGCGUAGCGACAGUUUGGAGACGCUACGUCUGAGUGGCAACCCGCUGACUUCACUGCCAGUGCUCGUGUCGGACACGCUGAGGGAUCUGGACGUGUCCGACUGCGAAAUCGCCAGCGUGCGAGCGGACACCUUCACUGGCCUGAAACGCCUACGUCGCCUCACCCUCGCGCGCAACCGUCUAACGAACUUGGCGGCGGAUCUUCCACACUCCUUGAAGCUCCUUGACCUCAGCGGCAAUAGUCUGACCCACUUGUCUCCCAAGCUUGUGGCGACGUUACACAGGGUGGACGUGUCGGGCAACCCGCUACAUUGUACGUGUGCUUUGCUGCGGCUGCGCGAGCAACGCACGGGCGAACACGUGGCGGUUGGUGCAGGAGCUGCUUGCACUGGUCCCGAGCAGCUGCGAGGGUUGUCUCUGUCUGGAGCGCGUCGCCUCUGCGAAAGUCGCGUAGGCUCGACGACGGGGACUAGGCAGCGGCGCCAAGCAGAUCCGUUGGACGUCCUGGAAGGAUCUGGUGGUGGCGAGGGCGACGGAAUCGGCGAGGACGAGGAGCUCGAUGAGGAGACUGGAGACGACUUCGUCGACGACGACUAUGACGAAGAAAUUGGUGGUAGUACCGGAACGGGGGGAGCAGACGAUGCAUCGGGCACCUCUCAGCUUGGCCCGCAGAACGUUGGUGUCGAGAGCGCCCUUAGCUCCAGCUCAGCACCACCCGUCCCUGCGUCGAAUGAGGACACCACUCGUUCCCUAGAAGACGAUAUCUAUGAGCCCACGAUACCGCCACCAGUCCCGGCGGCUGUGGACGCCGACGCUAGCGCCCAGCUUCCAAGCGAGACACCGCCAGAAUCGGGCCCUCCAGCGGCGGAAACGGUGGAAGGAAAUCGUGCCGAAUCCGCUCCGGACGAGACGGGCGAUGUCGACGGCAUCAGCGAGGUACCUGAACAUAAAGAAGAGUCGGAACCUGUUGCGGCUGGUUUUGUCCCAGACCCUGAGGGCGAGAGUGGCGUAAAAGAGGAGGAGGCUAAUACAGAUGCUGAAGACAUCUUUAAUGAAGUGAUGAAAAAUGAAGAUGAAGCAGUGGACGAGGACGAGGACUACGACUAUGACGAGGAGACAGAAUCAACUACAGAUGAAGUCAGUGUCCCUCACCAUGUACCACUCGAUAAUGGAAAGGAAGGUGAACAAGAAACCGCUCAACAUUCUAAUGAAACUCACUCUUCAUCUCCCGAAACUGUAGACAAAAAGGAAACUUUGGAUUCUUCUCCACUGUCACCUGAAGAAGAAUCUGAUAAAGACUAUGAAGAAGGUGGGGAGGAAAUUGAAGAAAAAGCUAAUGAAGUGGAAAAUACUGAUGACGUGAAGGCCGUUCACGCUAAAGUAGCCACUGAGGAAUCGACUGAAACAACGCCUGCGCCAGUAGAUACAGUACACACAAAUAUGACGUCAGAGGCUGUCGUACCAGCUCAUGACGUGGAACCAAACCUCGACAAUGAAGAAGAUGAGUCAGACAUAAAAGUUAUAGGUGAAGCUGAAGGUUCUGGAGAGGGUGAUAGUGAUGACAGUUUGCCACUGGGCCCAAUUACUGAUUUUAUAGAUACCAAUGGACAUGACGGGGCAACUACGACAGAAGAGCCGGAUGAAAGAACGUUACUGAUAGAUGAAGAAGACGAAGAAGAAACAGACGAAGGUGAUUCGCCUCUAGUCCCUCCCGGUGCUGAUGACGAGAACAUGAUUGCAUCUACCGAAGACAGUACUGUAACUGAAUCCGACAGUAAAUUUGGCGUUCUGGUGAAUGAUACAGAGAGAGGAAGUAGCGUUAGUCCACAGGACGAUGGCGAAGAAGAGGGCUCUGGUAUGCUGUUCCCCUUCGGAGGAGUCGACUGGGAUGUAGAGAAGACCAAUGAAACUGAUGAAGCUGAAGUUACCUCGCUAGGACCAACAGAAAUACACGAAGAUGGACUGAUAGUUAACCGAAUUAUUCCACUAGAAUCUGGGAGACAGAUGUCGUCCUCCACAGAGUCUCCACUGACUACGACCACCACCGAGAAGCCAGUAGGCCACGGCGGGAUCUUACGUUUAGACCUGCCUAAGGAAGAAGAUGUGACAACAUCAGAGGCUCCUAUACACACAGUACCGCCUUUCAAUGUUGAAGCUGAAGGAGUGUCUUCUUCAACAGCACCCCAAGGUGAGGUAGAGGAGCGCAUAGCUACAGCCCCUCCGGUACCUGCCGUCGAAGCAGUGCCAUCGGAAGAACCUACUCUCCCUCCAGAAGAACCUGAUGUACCUCUGGAAGAACCUGCUCUACCUGCAGCAGAGACGUCACCUCCCCCGCCACAAGUGCUCACAUCCGAAGUUCCAGUGGAGCCGGGUGCCCCGGAGUGGGCUGACAAGGAACCAACGCCUGGUCCGGAACCAGACGACAUUGAUCAGGAUGAGAUAUCAGAGGUAGAAACGGUGAUGCCUACAGACGACACAUCGUCCAAUGACACGGCCCGCGUCAUCGUUGCCGGCAGUGAGAAGCCACCAGAAGAGACUCCGCUCAACUCGGCGGGGUCGUACGUUGUUCUGGGUAUCAUCAUGGCGCUGGUCGUUUUCCUCCUUGGCUACGCCGUCAUGCGCAGCCGGCGAGGUCGGCAGCGGGCGGCCGCCAAAGCCAACGGGAAGGACGCGGAGGCGGCGGGUGGUCAGCAAGAGGGUCGUGAGCUCAAGGAAAUCAGCAAGCCGCUGCUGGGCACCCCGGCAGCAGUGCCUGCGGCCAACGGGAAGGGGGAGCACCUGCAGCCGCUCGUCACCAAGCCGACCGAUAAUCCCGACCUCAAAGACGAUGACGGAGAUGAGACAGUUGCUGAGAAACCACUCCUGGAACCGAAAACUCACAUCUAUGAGACACUGAACGGAGGUGAGAAGGAGCGCAUACCAGUGCAUCCUCCUUCACCUAAGAAGAGUCCCGCAGCAGCCUCUGACACAGUUCCAGCAGAUGAUGACGCCAAAGACCACAUUCCACCAGUGCCUGAGAAGCGGCGGGUGCUCUCCAGGCUUCCAGAGACAGCAGUGGACGGCCCACCUAACAUGUACUCCGCCGAUGGGCUGCCUGGUGAGGUUGUGGCACAGCCACAACAGCAGCAACCAACUGCCAAUGGCGCUGCCACAUCACCUGUCAAUGGGCUAUCCUCAUUUGCUCCACCUGUGUCGCCCAGUUCUGGCCGCGUCAAAGUGGUGGCACGUGAGGACCCCGACUCGGUGCCCAAGAAGCCGGUGUUUGUGGUGAAUCAAGGCCCUAGUACAGCCAGCGGUGUCGUAUAGCAGCCUCGAUCUUCCAGAUGACCACCUUCUGGUGGCCGGACUGCCUCCGCAUCGAGACACCGUCGACAUCAUCUUGUGCCACCUUCUGUCUCAUAGCACCAACAGGAGCUGCUGAUGGAUGCUACGACAGGACUUGUGUGAUCCCUUUGUGUUGGGAUUGCAACGUCUCACGGAUGAUUUCCCCUGCCACCUAACUUGCUGCCUCAGUGAAUGAGGGACAUCAUGUGACUAAAAUUUCUGUGAGUAUUCCAGUUCAGUGGUUCAGAGUAGACAUCUGUGCAGAGUCUCGUGUGUUACCGGAACUAGGGUUCUCAUUGUUUCUCAUUCUUCUUCCCAAGAACUUUUCUUGAUUUCAGUUGUUUUCUACUCUGUAAAUUGAAUUAGGGCUAAAAUUAUUAUUUGACCCCAAAAGAUUCAAGACAGUAAUUCUUCACCAUAUCAAAAACUGCUGCAGGAAAUUAAUUUCAUUUCUGCAUCAUAUGUAUUGUUAUAUUCCUCUUUUGCAGUAAACUUGUUUAUAACAGAAAGUUGCCCUGCAUCAGUUAAUUAAUUAUUGAUGUUCUCAGUAUUUUUAGUUUUUGACAUAUGACUUGAAUGUUUGGUUUAUGAAUACUAUUACUGCUGCUGGAUCACUCACCUGUAUGGUACAUAUGUUUGGCUGACAAGACACAAAAAUCUGUACGUUAGACAAUGAAGUCUUUUGAUAGCCAUCCUUUCUCUAUUUAUAUUCGUACAGGUCUCCUAUAAAGUACUCUCAACUAUAUAGUUGAGAAACUGCCUAGUGAAUAUAACAAAAUGAGAAAAAAAUGGGGCCUAUUUUUCUAUAAAAAUUAUGAAAAGAACUUUGGACCAAUUGUAUUCUAAAUUGUACGUAGGUACUGUAGUGUUCAUAAUGAAUGCUAGAACGAUAAGUUUCAGACUGAUGAUAAUAAUUACCAGACAUUGAAAAAGUGCAUAAUUUAUUUAUUGUUUUAUAAAGAAGGGAAAUGAAGCUGGUCACUUAAACAGUGAGACAUGAUUGACUGAAAGAUUGCUACAACAGAACAUUUUCAUAAUAACAGAAUGACUAGACCAUUUGUGAUCCAAGUCAUCGGCAUUUAUUGAAAUAUCACAAAGUAAGACUUAUUUGCUGAUUAAUCUUCCGGCAAAGAUACACAUGCUGCGAUAUAUCAUGUGACACAACAAAGAAAUGAUAAAUGUUUAUUCAAAAUCUGUGUAUAUAGCAUUAAGAUGUGAUAAAUAUGUUUCAGAAUGCAGUGUUUUCUGGACACUUGACCAACAAAAGAGUGCCAAUAUGUUAACACGGCAUUAAACAGUGAAACUGUUUUCUAUUAAUGCCCUGUACUGCUAUAAUAUGUGCAUUAGCAAUGUUUUUAUUUUCUAUUCAGGUACAAUACUGACAUGUGGAUGGAAAAAUCUGGAGAAAUCAGUUUUUUUUCUGUUCAUUCCAUGUUAAAAGUGAAAUUAAGUCCCAGUGUUACAAAUUAAAUUUACCUUCAGUUGAGACGAUAAGAAGUGUCUUAUAAAUUUUGUUUUGUAAAAAUUCAGCACAAAACACUUAGUUAAAGGUAAUGUUCCUCUUAUUGACUGUUAGUUUUAUAAAAAACUAUUCAACUGAAGACUUUCAUUGUAAUUAGUCUUAUGAUGAGGCAUUACAAUUGCUUUUCUAAAUAUUUUUUGCUGAAGUCGUGUGAACUGGUAAAAACAUGAAAACAGAGUGAAUGUGCAACAUAAGAGAGAAUGUUCUGGUCUUGUGCUGUGGACAGCUGUUGCCCAGUGAGACUGCUUAUGUAGUUCCAUAGAAUAUUCUGGGUCUGUGAAUAGCUUGUAAAUUAAAGAGGUAUAUGUAUAUGUAUUUUCCAUUGUGAUUUGUUUAUACAGAAAAGUAAUUUUAAAUAAAAUAUAUGUUUCUAAUUUAUAA